Molecule: messenger RNA, 2053 nt
Organism: Pollicipes pollicipes
Lineage: Eukaryota; Metazoa; Arthropoda; Thecostraca; Pollicipedomorpha; Pollicipedidae
Exons: 14
Biological process (GO): anatomical structure morphogenesis
Source: RefSeq, a predicted model, not a curated record
GCGGUGACCCGCGGCGUACCCUCGCUGCCUGGUGUCGGGCCCUGCCCCGGUAUGCGCUGGGCUCGUUAGCGGCAUGACUGGGGCUGUUUGACGGGGAACUUUGCACGGCUGGCUGCGUCGAGUGCAAACGACCCUGGGACGGCGCUGAAGCUGUGACGUCAUCAUGAUGAUCUGGUCGCCGACCAUUGCUCUGCUGAGCGCUGCGAUGAAUCUCACUGUGCCGGCCAACACGACUGGGCCCGAGGUUCCGUCAGCCCGCAAAGCUGCAACUACAGAGAUUGCCACUUGCGACAACGGCAAGGGCCAGCUUGUCUACGAAAGGAUACCAGGAUACCAACUGCAGGGAUACGACCAGGACCAGUCGACGAAGUCUGUGCUGCCGCUACAACUGCUCGAGGAAUGUCAGCGCGCAUGCCUGAAGGACCUAACGAUCCAAAACAACCUGCUGCGACCCUGCGGAUCGAUCGACUUCCACCCCGGCGAACCGUACGGCAAUGGCCAGUACGACUCGUCUAUGUGCUACCUGACGGAAGAGAAGGCGACCCCAGACGGCAUCGGCACCUUCGUCCGCGUGCCUGGUUACAUCCACUUCAACAAAGUCUGCAUGCCCUCUCAGCCCAUCAGCCGACACUGUCCCGAGCGGAUGUACGUCUUCGAGCGUCAUCUGGAGAAGAGCUUCCGACCCCAGCGGAACAACUGCACCGAGCGACGAGUCGAGGACCGGCUGACGUGCGAGCGCAUGUGUCUGAACUCUGAGGACGAGGUGUGCCGGUCGGCCUCGUACAACUCUGUCAACCAGACCUGCUUCAUGUGCCCGAUCACGUGGCGCUCCGCCCCGGCGCUCUUUGUCGAUAAGGCCGGCGAGGAGUACAUCGAGAACAUGUGCCUUGAGACCGUGUCCAUCACAGAGUCGCGCCGGUGCGAGCGGAUCUUCUGCCGGGCGCUGGAGUACAAGCCACUGACCAACGAGACGGGCGACUGCUACCUGCUGGAGGACGACAGUCUGAGCGUGUCGCCAGAGACGCGGGGCGCUGACAGCCGCGACGACACCAACCUCAUGGAGCUCAUGUGUCUCGACCACGUGAUACAGCAGCUGUCGGACCGAACCGGGGCGGGACGGAACGCCGACGGCGACGGCGCCGACGGGCGGCGACCGGCACCCGGCGGCGACGACCAGGUCUUCUUCAGAGAGGGCCUGCACCGGGAGGCGGACCGCGAGUACGUGACGGCGUUCCGCCGGUACAGCCGCAACCGUCUGGAGGGUGCCCAGGUGAUCACCCAGCUGCCCGACACCUCUGACAGGAUGUGCAUGCUGGCCUGCCUCCAGACGCCAGGCUGCCAAGCCAUGACGUACAGCAAGCGGUUCUCCAUGUGCGAGCUGUACCACCAGAAGGACGGCAUGGGCGGCGCUCGACUGGUCUACCACGAUGACUACAAUUACUACGAGAACCUGCUUGGAGGCGGCUCCGGUGGCUUCUUCGGCGGCUCCAGCCGCGUUCCCUUCGACGGCGACGAGGGGCGUUACGACGACCGGCGCGGAGGCUUCGGCGGAGGCUUCGGCAGCGGCCGGUUUGGCGGAGGCGGUCGGUUCGGCGGCGACGGGUUCGGUAGCCGCGCGCGCAGCUGCUUCGAGGACCGCUUCACGCUGAAGGAGACCGGCCGCCGCCUGAGGCCCGAGCACACCAGUGACCGGCUGUCCGUCUCCUCGCUCAGCCAGUGCGAGGAAGAGUGCGUGCGCACGAAGAAGUUUGUCUGCAAGUCCUUCUCGUACAGAUACAGCUCAUCCGGAACGAGCGCCUCUCUGGACAACUGCGAGCUGAGCAACUUCGACUCGCGCGACUCGCGCAGCGAGGACCGGUACUUCGAGAUGGACCGCGAUUACGACUACUACGACCGCUCGCGCAUCGAGAACUGCAUUGACCACGAGAUCGGUGGUCCGUCUGGCGGAAGUGGCGGCAGCUUCUCAGGCAGCAGCGGCUUCUCUGGCAGCAGCAGCAGCAGCAGUGGAUUCGGCGGCGGUGGUGGAAGCUUCAGCGGCGGCAGCGGCGGCGGC